Messenger RNA from Priceomyces carsonii, 1602 nucleotides. RefSeq names its product chaperonin-containing T-complex subunit. Gene Ontology annotation, cellular component: chaperonin-containing T-complex. Gene Ontology annotation, biological process: protein folding. Gene Ontology annotation, molecular function: ATP hydrolysis activity; ATP binding; ATP-dependent protein folding chaperone. Bases 1 to 1602 code for a protein of 533 amino acids. The record is from RefSeq and is a predicted model, not a curated record. Lineage: Eukaryota; Fungi; Ascomycota; Pichiomycetes; Serinales; Debaryomycetaceae. The transcript has a single exon.
AUGGCUCCAACACAAAGUGGAAGGGUAGCUCCUUCUAAUGCAACAUUUAGGGACAAGGAGAAACCGCAAGAAGUCCGUAAGAGUAAUAUAUUAGCGGCUAGAGCAGUAUCAGACGCUAUCAGAACUUCGCUAGGUCCAAAAGGUAUGGACAAAAUGAUCAAGACUAAAACUGGAGAAAUCAUUAUUUCUAAUGAUGGUGCCACAAUAUUGAAGCACAUGGCGGUGUUGCACCCUGCUGCUAGGAUGCUAGUUGAUGUUAGUGCAGCUCAAGAUAUAGAAGCUGGUGAUGGAACUACGACAGUUGCCAUUUUAACUGGCUCGUUUUUAGGGGCAGCAGAAAAGUUGUUAAAUAAAGGCAUACAUCCUGCUUUAAUUGCGGAAUCUUUCCAAAGAGCAGCUAAGAGAGCAACUCAAAUCCUAUUAGAUAUGUCUUACAAAAUUGACUUGAGUGAUAAGGAGGCAUUAGUUAGGGCUGCUUCAACUUCAUUAUCGUCAAAAAUUGUUUCCCAGCAUUCCUCUUUAUUAGCUCCAUUAGCGGUUAACUCUGUUUUGAGAGUUGCCAAUGAGAGUUCAACAAAUGUGGAUUUAAAUGAUAUCAGGUUAAUUAAAAAGGUAGGUGGUACCAUUGAUGAUACUGAAUUAGUUAAUGGUGUUGUCUUAACCCAGAACGUUGUGAAAAAUGCAGGUGGACCUAUAAGAAUGGAGAGAGCAAAAAUUGGGUUAAUUCAGUUUCAACUCUCUCCUCCAAAACCUGAUAUGGAAAAUAAUGUUGUUGUUAGUGAUUACAGGCAAAUGGAUAAGAUCUUAAAAGAGGAGAGAGCAUAUUUACUUAAUAUCUGUAAAAAGAUCAAAAAAGCCAAAUGCAAUGUUCUUUUGAUCCAGAAAUCAAUUUUGAGAGAUGCAGUUAAUGAUUUGGCGCUUCACUUUUUGUCCAAACUUAACAUCAUGGUCAUUAAAGACAUCGAAAGAGACGAAGUAGAAUUUUUAGCUAAAUCCACUGGCUGUAAGCCAAUAGCCGAUGUUGACAAUUUCACCGAGGAUAGAUUGGGAACUGCCGACCUAGUUGAAGAAAUUGAGAGUUCUGGCUCUAAGAUUGUUCAAAUUACCGGAAUAUCUAGUAAAAAUGUGAAGCCGUCGGUAUCGGUCAUUAUAAGAGGUGCCAAUCAAUUGGUCCUUGAUGAGACUGAAAGAUCAAUUCAUGAUGCGCUUUGUGUUAUCAGAUGCUUAGUCAAGGAAAGAGCUUUAAUUGCAGGUGGAGGUGCGCCAGAGAUUGAAGUUUCUAAAAUUUUGAUGAAGGAAGCUAAUAAGCUUUCUGGUGUUGAGCAAUUUGUCUAUCAAGAAUUUGCAGAGGCAUUGGAGGUUAUUCCAACAACUUUGGCUGAAAAUGCAGGAUUAAAUCCUAUAAACGUGGUUACCGAUUUAAGAAACAGACAUGAAAGUGGUGAAAAGAAUGCUGGAAUUUCUGUGAGGAGAUCUGGUGCCUCGAAUACAUUUGACGAGCAUGUUUUACAACCUGUUUUAGUGAGCACAAGUGCGAUUACCUUGGCCUCUGAAUGCGUCAAAUCGAUUUUACGUAUUGAUGAUAUUGCUUUCAGUCGCUAA